Molecule: messenger RNA, 366 nt
Organism: Staurois parvus
Lineage: Eukaryota; Metazoa; Chordata; Amphibia; Anura; Ranidae
Source: the annotation of a GenBank genome assembly
UGGGGCUCCCCUACAAAUCAUUGCAUUCAUGUGUUUCAAUCAUCUCCAUGGCCACAGGUGUAUAAAAUCAAGCACAUAGGCAUGCAGACUGCUUCUACAAACAUUCGUGACAGAAUGGGUCGCUCUCAGGAGCUCAGUGAAUUCAAGCGUGGUACCGUGAUAGGUUGCCACCUGUGCAAAAAGUCCAUCCGUGAAAUUUCCUUGUUACUAAAUAUUCCACGGUCAACUGUUAGUGGUAUUAUAAACAAAUUGGGAACAACAACAACUCAGCCGCAAAGUGGUAGGCCACGUACAAUGACAGAGCGAGGUCAGCGCAUCUUGAAGUGCACAGUGCGCAGAAGUCGCCAACUGUCUGCAGAGUCAAUA